AAUAUUCCUAAAAUAUAAAUUAUCCUUAAGUUUCGAUAACAAAUUUGACUAAUAAAAUGUAACCGAAAUAGAUUUAAAUGAUCCGACGUAAUUAUAGCAGUCUUAUCCAAAUAAAUAGGAUAAAGAGAGAGAAGUUAAAUAGUCUAUAUUACUACUUAUUUCGUGUGUUAGCCACAAAACGUCAAAACCCUAUUUUUGUUCUCCCCAAUAAUUAAUCUUAACCCUAAGAAAAAACAACCUCGCUGCUUACGAAACUCUGUCUUUAUUCGUCGACAUAACUUAUUAUUAUAUUGCAACUUGGUGUCUUGUUUUCUUAGAUAUUAUUUUUUGGUCCACUUAUGGGGCAUGCUUUGAAGCGUUUACUACUUUCCAGUGAUCAGUAUGAAGUAGUUUUCUUGGUUCUUUUGUGUGUGUAUUUAUAGUUCGUCAUUUGCAAUUUUUUUUCUUGAUUUAAUUAUCAAAUAGAAGAAGAGAAUUUUAUUUAUUUUUAUUUUAAAUAAUUAAAGUGUAAUAAAAAUGGCUAUUGCCGGAGAAAUUAGUAGUGAGAGAAAGCUUAACAAAUAUGCCUGCCGUUGUGCUGUUGUUGGCUCUAUGAUUUCCAUUAUUUUUGGCUACGAUACUGGUGUGAUGAGUGGAGCAAUGAUUUUCAUAAAGGAAGAAUUUUCAGUUAAGGAAGGACAGAUUGAAGUACUCGCCGGAAUCUUGAAUCUGUGCGCUUUGGUCGGAUCUCUAUGCGCCGGAAGAACCUCCGAUUACAUCGGAAGGAGAUACACCAUAGUUAUGGCUUCCAUAAUCUUCAUGCUGGGUUCGAUUCUGAUGGGUUACGCGCCGAACUACGGCGUUCUUCUGGCGGGAAGGUGUACGGCCGGCAUCGGAGUAGGGUUCGCACUGAUGAUAGCGCCGGUGUACGCCGCCGAGAUAUCGUCGGCGAACACACGUGGGUUUCUUUCGUCCUUGCCGGAGAUUGGGAUAAGCUCCGGCAUACUCCUCGGGUAUAUUUCGAACAAUAUUUUUGCUAGGUUGAGAUUGGAGCUCGGGUGGCGGCUGAUGCUCGGGAUCGCGGCGAUCCCGUCGCUGUUCCUGGCCAUCGGAAUCUUGAAGAUGCCGGAGUCGCCGCGGUGGCUGGUGAUGCAGGGGCGGCUGGGGGAGGCGAAGAAGAUCAUGUACAAAGUCUGCGACGACGCCGAAGAGGCGGAGCAGCGUCUCAGAGACAUCAAGCGGGCCGCCGGAAUAGACGAAAACACCACCGACGACGUCGUCAAGAUCCCGAAACCGAAGAACGCCGCCGGCGGCGGCGGAGUGUGGAGAGAUCUGCUCCUCCGACCGACACCCACCGUCCGCCGGAUGUUGAUCGCCGGCGUCGGCGUUCAUUUCUUCGAGCACGCGACGGGGACUGAAGCCGUGAUACUGUACGGGCCGAGGAUCUUCAGAAAGGCCGGCGUGACGGCGAAGAGGAAGCUUCUGUUAGCGACCGUCGGAGUUGGGCUGACGAAGCUGACGUUCAUAACCAUAUCAACCUUCAUAAUCGACAAGGUCGGCCGCCGCACGCUUCUCCUGUUCAGCAUCGGAGGCAUGAUUCUGACGCUGGCCGGACUCGGCACGUGCCUCACGGUGGUGGAGCACUCGGAGAAGAAGCUUCUGUGGGCCCUAGUCCUCAGUUUGAUCUUCGUCUACUCCUUCAUAAUGUUCUUCAACGUCGGGCUCUGCCCGGUUUGCUGGGUCUACAGCUCGGAGAUAUUUCCGAUGAGGCUGAGGGCGGCGGGGGCCAGCGUCGCCGUCGCGGUGAACAGGCUGAUGAACGCCACUGUCUCGAUGUCGUUCCUGUCGCUGUCGUCGGCGAUAACGAUAGGCGGCGCGUUCUAUUUGUUCGCCGGAGUGGCGGUGGUGGCUUGGUUCUUCGUCUUCUUCUGCUUGCCGGAGACGAAGGGGCGGAGCUUGGAGGAGAUGGAGGAGCUUUUCAGCAAAGGUGGUGAUAGCACUUCCAAGAACCAGACCAAGCAGUUGGAGCUGGUCAAUAGUUAAUCAAUUAAUUCUUGCCUUUGAUUUGUGUUUGAUCAUCAUUAAUUAAAAUGGAUAUAUAUAGUGUGUUUGAUGAUUCAUAUCGUCAUAUGAUAAUUAAGGGUAAAUUAUAAAUAACCCCACAAGUUAUAUUUCAAUUAUG
Erythranthe guttata (spotted monkey flower) is the source of this 2161-nucleotide messenger RNA. It is a transcript of the gene PMT6, whose product is annotated as Major facilitator superfamily protein. Gene Ontology annotation, molecular function: transmembrane transporter activity. The record is from RefSeq and is a predicted model, not a curated record. NCBI's taxonomy places the organism in Eukaryota, Viridiplantae, Streptophyta, Magnoliopsida, Lamiales, Phrymaceae. Gene Ontology annotation, cellular component: membrane. Gene Ontology annotation, biological process: transmembrane transport.